Galeopterus variegatus (Sunda flying lemur) is the source of this 882-nucleotide messenger RNA. Its product is annotated as olfactory receptor 1J4-like. The record is from RefSeq and is a predicted model, not a curated record. Gene Ontology annotation, biological process: G protein-coupled receptor signaling pathway. The transcript is spliced from 2 exons. NCBI's taxonomy places the organism in Eukaryota, Metazoa, Chordata, Mammalia, Dermoptera, Cynocephalidae. The coding region runs from base 1 to 882 and encodes 293 amino acids. Gene Ontology annotation, cellular component: membrane. Gene Ontology annotation, molecular function: olfactory receptor activity; G protein-coupled receptor activity.
AUGAGUGUUGGAGUUCUUUUCAAGUGCUUGGAACAUGCCAAUGCGCAAAAAAUGUUAAGCAGAGAGAAGAGCAGCCUGAAGAGGGAGAACCAGAGCAGCGUGUCCCAGUUCCUCCUCCUGGGGCUCCCCAUCUGGCCAGAGCAGCAGGGCGUGUUCUUCACCCUGUUCCUGGGCAUGUACCUGACCACGGUGCUGGGGAACCUGCUCAUCGUCCUGCUCAUCAGGCUGGACUCUCGCCUCCACAUCCCCAUGUACUUCUUCCUCAGCCACCUGGCCCUCACUGAUGUCUCCUUUUCAUCUGUCACUGUCCCAAGGAUGUUAAUAAGCAUGCAGAGUCAAAAUCAAUCCGUCCUCCAUGCAGGGUGCAUAACACAGAUGUAUUUUUUCAUAUUUUUCAUUGAUCUGGACAAUUUCCUUCUCACUUCAAUGGCUUAUGACCGGUAUACAGCCAUCUGUCAUCCCCUCCACUACACCACCAUCAUGAGACAGGGACAGUGUACCUUACUAGUAGCUGUGUCCUGCAUCCUCUCUUGUACCAAUGCGUUGUCUCACACCCUCCUCCUGGCUCAACUGUCCUUUUGUGCUGACAACACUAUCCUCCAUUUCUUCUGUGACCUUGCUGCCCUGCUCAAGCUCUCGUGCUCAGACACCUCCCUCAAUGAGCUGGUCAUUUUCACAGUGGGAGUAGCAGUUAUUACUCUACCAUUAAUAUGCCUCUUGAUCUCUUAUGGACGCAUUGGGGCCACCAUUCUGAAGGUUCCAUCUACCAAUGGGACCUGCAAAGCCUUAUUCCACCUGUGGCUCUCACCUCUCUGUCAUAUCUCUUCAUUAUGGCACAAUUAUUGGGCUGUAUUUUUUUCCCUCAUCCAGAAACUCCAGUAA